CGACACCCCUGCAAAUGAUGAAGGCAUCUCUGGCCACGCCCCGUGCCCUUGCCAUUGCCGGUGGCUCUGUGCUCCUUCUCUUUGCAAGCCCCGCAGAGACGUUUUGCGUGCCGCCUUCGGCGUUCCAAAAUACACUGCCGAGCAAUCUUGCCUCACGACACUACCAUGGAUCAUCCGCUUCAACUCGACCAGCAGCAGCACCAGCAGCAACAACAGCAAGGAUCGGCUUUCCAACCCAGCGGCGGAGCUUGGUUGCGAUGGCGCUAUCCGACUCGGGAGGCAGUGGAGAUGAAGGCGAUGGCGUGGGGAGCGGUUGGUUGUCCGACUGGAAGCGAGGCUUGGUCUCUGCCGCUGUCGGGCUCAGCGUGUUGAGCGGCGGGUUGACGACGUCCUACUUGCCGGGGUUCACCUCUUCCGCUGCCCAAGCCGCGAUGGCACCAAGCCUGAUGCAGGACGAGAAGGGAUACAUAUCGAUAUUCGAGAAGUCAACUCCGGGCGUAGUGUACAUCAACACGUUCGUCAACCAGCGGGACGCCUUCAGCAUGAACGUGUUGGAGGUCCCAGCUGGUACGGGAUCGGGAUUCGUGUGGGACGAUCAGGGAAACAUCGUCACCAACUUUCACGUCAUUCGGGAAGCGCAAUCGGCACAAGUACGUCUGACCUUGGGGGAUGGUACACAGAAAACCUUCCAGGCGCAAGUCAAGGGGUACGAUCCGGACAAGGACGUAGCCGUGCUCAAGAUCGAUGCCCCGUCGGAGUUGCUUCGACCAAUCGGCUUGGGGGCCUCCAACGCCCUUAAGGUAGGCCAACUAGCAUUGGCCAUUGGAAACCCUUUCGGCCUGGACCACACCUUGACCAUGGGCGUGGUUUCUGGGUUGGGGAGAGAGGUGAAAUCGCCCAGCGGGCGUCCAAUCAGUAACGUCAUACAGACGGACGCCGCGAUUAAUCCCGGCAACAGCGGGGGCCCCCUGCUGGACAGCGUUGGCCGCAUCAUCGGCAUGAACACGGCCAUCUACUCGCCCUCGGGGGGCUCCGCGGGUAUCGGCUUCGCCAUCCCGAUCGACACGCUCAAGACGGUAGUGGGCACCAUCAUCCAGAAGGGGAGGGUGAGCCGCCCGAUUAUCGGCAUCACGUUCUUGGAGAGCGCGAGGGCCAACACGGUCGGUAUAAAGAAGGGGGUUCUGGUCCUGGACGUGAAGGAGGGCACGAGCGCUGCCAAAUCUGGCUUGAGGCCGACAACGCGCACCCAGCUCGGAGACAUCAUCGUGGCCAUCGACAAGCAGGAAAUCAACACAGAGGUCGACCUGUUCAAGGUCCUAGAAUCACGCAAGCCUGGCGACGAGGUUGCGAUCACCGCGGAAAGGGUAACGGAGGACGGUACGGAGACCCUGUUCCUCAAGAUCCAGCUAGCAGAGGCGCCGCAGCCUAUUGUACAGGCCAGUUAACCUUUGCCUCGACCUUUGGCCAGGCUCGAGGUGGACAACCAGUGACUUCUCGGCCUCUCGGUGACACCGGCAGCAGCAGCAG
Molecule: messenger RNA, 1527 nt
Organism: Ectocarpus sp. CCAP 1310/34
Lineage: Eukaryota; Phaeophyceae; Ectocarpales; Ectocarpaceae
Source: the annotation of a GenBank genome assembly